AUGGAACAAAAUACGUUUCUAUUAUUGUUGACAAGUAUUCUAGCUGCAAUUGCAACUAUUUUCUCGAUUGUUGGUGUAGCAACCGAUGGCUGGUUUGGUAGUUCCAAUCUCUUCGCAAAUUCAAAUACUGAUCGAACAGCGGCUGGUGCUUUGGUCAUUAUAAGCCUGAUCAGUAAUUCUGCUGAUAAAAUUAAAAGUAUCGUCCUAGGACUGUUAGUUGGCGCGAGUAUCCUUAUUAUCAUUGCCUGUUCGCGUACGAUUGCUGCUGCUGCUACUGCUAUACAGGUGAAGGACUUUAGUUAUCAUCUAGCAACUACAAGUGGUAUUCUUGCCUUUUUAUCAGCAAUCGUUUUUGCUCAUUGGCUUGGACGUACUUCAACACCGUUUGUUUACUAG
Messenger RNA from Adineta ricciae, 396 nucleotides. The record is from the annotation of a GenBank genome assembly. NCBI's taxonomy places the organism in Eukaryota, Metazoa, Rotifera, Eurotatoria, Adinetida, Adinetidae.